AUGGCUCAAAUGGCUCCCGCUCUGACCGAGGCGAGCGCGUCUCCGGAGUCCUCAAGAAAGAAUUCUGUGGAUCGUCACUGUUCAUCAACUGUACAAGAGGAACUUAAGCAAGAAAGUGCUGGGCUUGCUUUGGAUUUGAAGCUAGUUUCACAGAACGGUCUUGUACGAUUGAUAAGUGACAAUAACAUUGCAGACAUUACAAAUACUAUCAAGCCUUCGGCGCAGAACACACCCAUAGUUUCACGACUCAGCGAAGAAAUUAAAGGCAAAAUUGAAAUGCCAAACGGACAUUGUGAUGAUAGCCUUGAAAAAAGUGCCGCGACAAAGCCGUCGAGUAACUCUUCUGACAGAGAAGAAAAGCGAAACUCGUCCCCUGAUCUUUCACGAGCCACAUGUGCUUCAACGGCGAAGACUUCGGCUGGUACAUGUAAUACUGUUUGCGAAAAGGAAGAGAGUAAUCGAGUUUCGCAGCAUCCAGUAGCAAAUUUUGAUUCUGGAAAGGCCUUAAUUUCUCAAAGAACUUCACAAGCCUUUCGACGUCAAGCAAAGCUUGAAGGAAGGGCGAGAAAAAUUGAGACGCGCCUUCGCAAACUACAAGCGCGGCAACUUGGUGACCAUGUGCUUCAACAAUUGGAAAAUUUGGCGGAAAAGCGUUGUGUAACUCGCGAUUCCUCUUCAACUAAUCUCGAACCAGGUGGAAAUUUAGGAGUAAAAGGUAUUCCCGAAAGUAAAAGUGUGUCAAAUAUUUGUCCGGAACUGAAGGCAGAUCGACUUCAUAACAAACCGCCGAUGCCUGGAAAUUUUGCAAGUCGGAUGAAGAACAACAACGCAACGACGGUGGACAUCGCAAUAAAAGAACUGGAGCGGAUUUCUGCUGAGUCAUUUGGCUCUGACGAAGGAAACGUUUUAGUGGAUUUCAAACAAUUUGGUAAAAAAUCGAAGGCUGUUAGUGCUGUGGAAAGUUGGAGUUCACAAUGCGAAUUUUUGGAGAGCAUCGAUGAUUCGGACGCGACUGAAGCGAGUUCCGGGGAAGAAAGCGAAGAUGAAGGAGAAUCGAGGAAAACGAAACUACGCAGCAAACGGUGAGUAGAGAUGUGUUCACCCUGACGUAAGUUUGUGCUUGAUGCGAAAGGGAAAUAAAAUUUUAUCAUUUUGCUAAUUGAUCGUGGGAGCUGAGAGUCUUUCAUCGACUCCCACGAAAUACUCUCUUCUUUUCUUAUUCAUUGGAUUGGUGGCGUAUUUAUGAAAUUUUGGUUGACAUAUCUGCGGCUUUGUUCAGUUUUCAUUUAAACUUUAUAUACGAAAGGGAUUUUUCUUUCUCAAAAUUCGAUGUGUGUGUUAAAUUUGUGCAAGAUGUGGAUAACAUUUUAAAUUUCCCUCGCGCUAAAUUUACAAGAGUGAAACACGCACAAAAUACCAUCGACGUUGAAACGCGGAAUACCAAUGUUUUUAUUUCCACUACUUGCAUUUUAAACCUCUAGGUUAUAUAACAUAGCCUGAGUAAAAUGAUCACAACGAGUAAACCAGUGGUCUAGUAUUUUUCCGUGUUGGGGAUUAUAUGUUGUUGUGAUGUCGGGCGAUAGUUGCGCCAAUUUAAUUUCCCUGACUUGGCAUUUCAUAUUCAUUUAGUGUUUUGGGAGUUCUGCUAUUGAGAUGUACAAAACCGACUCAUUUGACCGGCGCUGCUAGAUAGUUCGAUUUGAAUGUGGCAAGAAGGAAACCUUAUUUUUUGUUUCUUGCUAUAAGUUUGUUUAUUUUCAAUUUUCUGUGCUGUGCUGCGGGAAUUUGCAUAUAUGUCGUGAAUGCUAAAAAAGGAAAUUUAAAUUUUUGAGAAUAUAGUUUUCUUAAACUCCUUUCCAUUGUCAGCCGUCUCAUAGAUGUAGGCUCUUUAUUGCCUUGAAGCCGCAUUAACCCGUCAGGCAAUAUGUAUUUCUUAAAUGUGAAAUUGUUGAUUUGUCGUUUUUGCUUGUCUUAAAAUUGUAUUACACUUUUUAUCAUGGAAUCAUUCCUUUGUACCUGGUAAAUAUUUGAAGUCUUGGUUUAUAUGACAGAAAAAUAAAUUAUUUAUGUUUUAAGUAUUUUUGUUCUACUAGGAGAUUUAGAGUUGUUAAAUAGUGUCCAGUCUUACUUUUUACAACUUUUAACCAUUUGAGUUGGAGAGAUGUUUAUAUUGAAAUAUCAAAUAUAUUUGCCACCCCUGUCUUCUUUAGUAUGUGGUUGUAUUGAAAUUGUUUUAAAUAUUUGCAAGAAAUUUGUUGUCUUGUACACACUUAAGUUCUAACAAUUUGCACCUUAGUUUUGUGAUUUAUGUUGAAUAACUUUUCAGGGCAACAAUUGCUUAAAUUCUCUUUAAUAUGAAGCAUCAUUAGCUAUCCACAACAGAACGGUCUCAAUUCACCGGUCAACCGUGUUGUUGAGUAUUGUGUGAAUGUGCUAUUAAUGGCAGGGAAAUUCCAACUGUUCUUCUAAGAUGUAUAGUGUCUUGUCAUGGUAUAAUAUAAAAAAAGUAAUAGUAAUAAUUACUACCAUUAAUCAUCUUUUUAAUGAUCUAUACCUUGUGUUCUAAUUAUCUUAAUAUUUUUAUGCAAGUUAUUUUAUUAUUUUUCUCAAAGUGUGAUUCUUUGACUUGCAGUCUAGAAUAUGAUAUUGAAUUAAGUGGUACUUUUGUGGUAUUGUACGUGUUAAACUUAAGCAAAGGACUUGCUUGAUAUAAUUAACUUGAAUGUUCAUAGGUAGCCUUUAAGAAAUUGAUGGUUAAUUGGAGCAGAUUUAGAUAUUUGUUAUGAAGAUGGUUGAUCAUUUUUGCUUUUCUUUUAGUGUUAAAGUGUUAAGGAGGCAGUUUCAAAUGGAAGAAGGAGUAAUUGCAUCGCACUGGUCUUGGCUGCAGUCCCAAAUCAUAAAUUUGGAACGUCAGAUCCGACGAUAUGAUGAUCUUUAUAAAGGAGGAAGAUUGAGAAAGGGGACAGUAAAACUUCAAGCUUGCACCCCAAAUGUGAGCUUGGUGAGAAGUGCUACUGACAUUGAUGGAAAUGGUAUUGUAAAGGGAUUAAGAGACAAUGCACUGUCAGUACCACCUUCCCUGGAUAUUAACAACUCUAAACACUUGACAGACUUGAAUAAGAAAGAUUCAUUCAGGGAUUCAGAUAAUCACUUGUUAAACGGGGUCAAGCGAGGCCUGCUUGACAGUUCUUUAUUGAACAGUGAGGAUGUGCCAACGAAGCGAUAUCGAACAGCCCUUGGAGCAAAUGAUUCAACAGACAAUAAGCUUUUUUCUUCUUUGCCAUCCACUUCAAAUGAUGUUUUUCCUCAAUGCGCUAGAACUAGAGGAGUGUAUAUGAUCAGGAAACGUCGUCUGGUACAUUUAUCUCACAUUCGUCAUAACAAGCCCAAACCACUUUCACUGCUCUGUGGAUGUGUUACCCCAACAACUCCUUGUUUGAUUUGUUCAAAGUCUUCAAGAACAUUACCAGUGGUUAGGCCCAGUCANAAUAAGCUUUUUUCUUCUUUGCCAUCCACUUCAAAUGAUGUUUUUCCUCAAUGCGCUAGAACUAGAGGAGUGUAUAUGAUCAGGAAACGUCGUCUGGUACAUUUAUCUCACAUUCGUCAUAACAAGCCCAAGCCACUUUCACUGCUCUGUGGAUGUGUUACCCCAACAACUCCUUGUUUGAUUUGUUCAAAGUCUUCAAGAACAUUACCAGUGGUUAGGCCCAGUCAGACUAUGCCAGAAAAAGUUGCCUCCCUGGAUGCCUCUUUCCAUCCAGUGCUCUCAUUCUGUACAGGUAAACCAGGGUUUUUACAAUUUCUUGGAUAUUAUUUUUUAUUAUGAUCCUAGAACCCAGAGGGUCUUAUACCCAUCCUGGUGACAGAUUGACGUCUAAUGAUUCUGUACAACUUCAAAUCUGUGAUUUGUCUUUUAAAUCUUCCUGCUUUGGUAGUAAUCAACCUUUGCUAUAGUAACCAAGUAGGGAUUCAGCUAAGGAAAAGCUAAGCAGGGUUUUUUAUUAGUCAAGCUGGCUUUUUUAACUCAACUGCACCUUCAAAUUUACCCCAUCUCUUUGUUUUCCAGAGUAGAUUGAGCCAGUGGUAAGUUCUUUUUUCCAGUCAAAUUAACUGGCAGCCGGCUCUUAGUGACAUCCCUUAUAAGGGCUAGAGAUUGCCUUUAUACAGUUACUUAAAACUAUUAUUUUGAAUUGUCUAUAUUUCCCACAUCAUUGUCACCAAACCUUUAGAGAAUCGUCCAAGAUGAAAGGAUGUUAAGUAAGAAAGUAUAAUCCUUUGGCUUAUGUUUGAGAGUGGUGUUGAAUUGUCACAAACAAAUUGUUAGGAAUUACACUAAUUGCCACAGCCUCAAAACCAAAUGAAACAUGAACUUUUGUUUCUAAGAAAACAAAAUAUUUCUACUCUCAACACCUGUAGAUUAGGAAUAGUAUGCUACACUGAGUAGUGUGAUAAAGUUAUUGUUGGUACGUUUUCAGACAUCCCUCUUCAGUUGCAUUUUGGAGCGUUAUUAAAGAGGGGUGGCUUUGAGAAGAGGACCAAACCACAGACAUUGAAGGCUGCUUCUCAAGUUGUGGAAAAGAAGUAAGUUUAACCUCUCCUUACUACAAUUGGUUUACAGUACUUUCGAAACCUAUUCAAUUUGUCCCCAGUUUUUUGUGUAUUUUUACCUAGUUUUUUAACUCAUUCACCCCUGGAAAUUUGCGUUUUAAAGCAAGUCGAGCAGUUUUCUGGCCACUGUUGUGCUAUAAAGAGCUAAAACUUACCAUAAAGCCAUUUACAGGACGUGCACUUUGCAGCCUUCUGAUCCAGAUACAAACUAUUACUUGCAAAGUUCAGGCAUGUGCAGACAGCAAAAUUGACAGUUUUGGGUUUAAAAGUGACACAGCAGUCUUUACCCCUCUUUUUUCGCUUUUCUUGUCUGAUAUAAGUCAUCAAAAUAAGCAAGGCUUUGAAGGCAAAAAGCUCCGCGGGACGGAUUUCACUACGUUUCAACAAAAUGUGUGCCAGACUAUGGCCUACUCGGCGAGUUAGAAGCAAAGAUUCUUACUGUUUUAUUACCUCUAUUUUCGCGUUUAUUUCGCUUGUUAUCCUCCAGAAUCAUCCAAAAUAAUUUGCUUGACUUGUAUUUGGUCGAAAUUCGUCGAUAAAAGCUUUCAUUCUUGGCAAAAGCCGCGACAAAAUUCUUCCUGACGGAAGCGCCAUUUUCACUAGAUUUGAAAAAAUCGUUGCGUGAAGCUCAAAACUCCCCAGGGCCUGGAACUUGGCAUAUAAUUGGCUAAAUCUAUUGACUUCCUGUGGGCCAAAUUUGGAGGCAAUCGGAAGUAACACAAUUUUUUGCGAGUGUUGGUUGCGUCAUCGACCAAAGGUGGUCGAAAUGUUCACGUUCGGUACAAAGGUGCCCUUGACGAUUAAAACUGAUGACGUUACAAGCGGUAGAGGGACAUGGAUCCACACGGGCGGUUACGGGCAGUUCAGGGAUGAAUGAGUUAAAUUCUUCACUUAUUCACUCAUUUAGGUCAACAAGAAAAAUUCCAUAUUUGUUUUUAUCAAUAGCUAAACAAACAAACAUUAAUUUAUAGCAUGUGUUAGGCCUGUUUUGUGGCUUAAAAUAUGAAAUGAGGAUAAGUUAAAACCUGUACCAGUUUACCGGGCAGCAAAUUUUAAGUAAUUGUUGAGGCACUUAGGAAUGGGAGUUCCCCACCCUCUCCCCUUUUCUCUCCCACUUAUUUUGUUUUGAUUUGUGUUUCUCCAUUUUUACACCUUGUGUGGUUUGGAAAAGAAAAAAUGUUAUGCUAUCUGAACCAUGUUGUCUAGUCUUGGCUAUGAAGUACUUGUUGCAACCAGUUAAUUAAAUCAAGCCUACUUAAUAUGCUUGUAUGCAUAAAAGUUUGUUUCAAGUAACAGAUAAAACACAAUUUCAAUGGACGUUUUAGUUGUUGUCUUCACCUUUUGCACAUUAUUAUAGAUAGAAUCUGCAGUAGAAUUGCACCUCAAGCAUUUUUGCACUCCACCCUUUUCCUCCAAUUUCAUUUUGCACAAAGUUGUUCUCUCAACAUUUUACUGGUUGUUAAAGUCUAUCAGGACUGUUGUCAUUCAAAUUUUGAGUGCCAUAUAACAGUUGUUUUGUCUCUAACAAAUUUAUAUAUGAUUGAAAUCCAGUCAUGAGACUUUCUGUUGAUAACAAGUAUCCUUCAUUUAUACAGACACCAGCAGAUUAACAUAAAGAUGGCUGUUAUCGCUAAAAAUAGUGCUAUUGUUUACUCAGCUUUCAAAACAGCUUUAAAGUUAAUGUUUGCCUCAGUUUUUAGUUUCCUAAGUUGAUUUUUUUUAUGUGAUAUUUAGUCAGCAGAUCAGGAAAAAGUCUAGUUAUUUACCUCCACCGUGUUAACUAUAAAAAGCAGCCAAUCUGUUAUGGUAAUUUGUCAUGGUAACAAUGUCAUUGUGUUAAAAAUGGAUAUCAAAAGGCUUGAAACAAAUGCUGACCAUUGGACCAUAGAUCUGCUGUAAUUUCUUACUCACCAACUAUACAUUGCUAGUGUCCCUGAUAGAAGUAAUUAUUGUUAUCAGGUCUCUUGCUAGAGGCUGGCUUGCCUAGGUUUUUAUCAUGGUUGAAAUUAAUAUUCGUAAUAUUUCAAUUAACACAGGAAACCACCUGUGGUAGCUAAAGCAGGAAAAAGGCGUUCACAGCUUGCCAAAGGCGCUGCUGAAAUAAGCUUUUUUCUUCUUUGCCAUCCACUUCAAAUGAUGUUUUUCCUCAAUGCGCUAGAACUAGAGGAGUGUAUAUGAUCAGGAAACGUCGUCUGGUACAUUUAUCUCACAUUCGUCAUAACAAGCCCAAACCACUUUCACUGCUCUGUGGAUGUGUUACCCCAACAACUCCUUGUUUGAUUUGUUCAAAGUCUUCAAGAACAUUACCAGUGGUUAGGCCCAGUCAGACUACGCCAGAAAAAGUUGCCUCUCUGGAUGCCUCUUUCCAUCCAGUGCUCUCAUUCUGUACAGGUAAACCAGGGUUUUAACAAUUUCGUGGAUAUUAUUUUUUAUUAUGAUCCUAGAACCCAGGGGGUCUUAUACCCAUCCUGGAGAGAGAUUGAUGUCUAAUGGCUCUGUAAAACUUCAAAUCUGUGAUUUGCCUUUUAAAUUUUCCUGUUUUGGUGGCAGUGGUAAGUUCUUUUUCCAGUCAAAUUAACUGGCAGCGGGCUCUUAGUGACAUUCCUUACAAGGGCUAGGGAUUGCCUUUAUACAGUUACUUAAAACUAUCAUUUUGAAUUGUCUAUAUUUCCAACAUCAUUUUCACCAAACCUUUAGAGAAUAGCCCAAGAUGAAAGGAUGUAAAGUAAGAAAGUAAAAUCCUUUGGCUUAUGUUUGAGAGUGGUGUUGAAUUGUCACAAACAAAUUGUUAGGAAUCACACUAAUUGCCACAGCCUCAACAACCAAAUGAAACAUGAACUUUUGUUUCUAAGAAAACAAAAUAUUUCUACUCUCAACACCUGUAGAUUAGGAAUAGUAACACUGAGUAGUGUCAUAACUCUAUUGUUGGUGUGUUUUCAGACAUCCCUCUUCAGUUGCAUUUUGGAGCGUUAUUAAAGAGGGGUGGCUUUGAGAAGAGGACCAAACCACAGAUGUUGAAGGCUGCUUCUCAAGUUGUGGAAAAGAAGUAAGUUUAACCUCUCCUUACUACAAUCGGUUUACAGUCCUUUCGAAACCUAUUCAAUUUGUCCCCAGUUUUUUUGUGUAUUUGUACCUAGUUUUUAAACACAUUUGCCCCUGGAAAUUUGCGUUUUGACGCAAGUCGAGGAGUUUUCUGGCCACUGUCGUGCUAUAAAGAGCUAAAACUUGCCAUAAAGCCAUUUACAGGUCGUGCACUCUGCAGCCUUCUGAUCCAGAUACAAACUGUUAGCUUGCAAAGUUCAGCCAUGUGCAGACAGCAAAAUUUAAAGUUUUGGGGUUUAAAAGUGAUGCAGCUGUCGUUACUUUUACUUUUUGCUUUCUCUCCACCCAUCUUUUUUCGCUUCUUUUGUCUCAUUUUUUUUUCUUCUGCUGUCCAUUUAGUAGGCUUCAUUUUGGUGGGAAACGUUUUAAGUAAAGAUUUUAGGAUCUUAGGAUUAGAUGAUAGGAAAGGUAGGUGGGUAGUGGAACAAGAUUUUCAUGGAAGUUUUCAGGUCAAUGUUACAUGUUUUUUUGCCUUUUUCUCCGGUGUCCUUGACCUGAAUAGUGCUCAUUCUGGUAUGGUUUGAAAGAUUUUUUCACUCUGCACAAUUAAGGGGACAAAGUUGUCAUUUACAAGCGGUAGAAGGGAUGUGGAUCUACACAGGCGGUUACGGGCAGUUCAGGGAUGAAUGAGUUAAAUUGCUUCACUUAUUCACUCGUUUAGGUCAACAAGAGAAGUUCCAUAUUUGUUUUUAUUAAUAGCUAAACAAACAAACAUUAAUUUAUAGCAUGUGUUGGGCCUGUUUUGUGGCUUAAAAUAUAAAAUGAGGAUGAGUUUAAACCUGUACCAGUUUACUGGGCAGCAAAUUUUAAGUAGUUGUUGGGGCACUUAGGAAUGGGAGUUCCCCACCCUCUCUCCUUUCCCUUCCCACUUAUUUUAUUUUGAUUUGUGUUUUUCCAUUUUUAUACCUUGUGUACUUUGGAAAAGAAAAAAUGCUAUGCUAUCUGAACCAUGUUGUCUAGUCUUGGCUGUGAAGUACUUGUUGCAACCAGUUAAUUAAAUCAAGCCUACUUAAUAUGCUCAUAUGCAUAAAAGUUUGUUUCAAGUAACCGAUAAAACACAAUUUCAGUGGACAUUUUAGUUGUUGUUUUCACCUUUUGCACAUUAUUAUAGAUAGAAUCUGCAGUAGAAUUGCUCCUCAAGCAUUUUUGCACUUCACCCUUUUCCUCCAAUUUCAUUUUGCACAAAGUUGUUCUUUCAAUAUUUUACUGGUUGUUAAAGUCUAUCAGGACUGUUGUCAUUCAAAUUGUGAGUGCCAUAUAACAGUUGUUUUGUCUCUAACAAAUUUAUAUAUGAUUGAAAUCCAGUCAUGAGACUUUCUGUUGAUAACAAGUAUCCUUCACUUAUACAGACACCAGCAGAUUAGCAUAAAGAUGGCUGUCAUCGCUUAAAAUAGUGCUAUUGUUUACUCAGCUUUCAAAACAGCUUUAAAGUUAAUGUUUGCCUCAGUUUCUAGUUCCUAAGUUGAUUUUUUUUAAUGUGAUAUUUAGUCAGCAGAUCAGGAAAAAGUCUAGUUAUUUACCUCCACCGUGUUUACUAUAAAAAGCAGCCAAUCUGUUAUGGUAAUUUGUCAUGGUAACAAUGUCAUUGUGUUAAAAAUGGAUAUCAAAAGGCUUGAAACAAAUGCUGACCAUUGGACCAUAGAUCUGCUGUACUUUCUUACUCACCAACUAUACAUUGCUAGUGUCCCUGAUAGAAGUAAUUAUUGUUAUCAGGUCUCUUACUAGAGGCUGGCUUGCCUAGGUUUUUAUCAUGGUUGAAAUUAAUAUUCGUAAUAUUUCAAUUAACACAGGAAACCACCUGUGGUAGCUAAAGCAGGAAAAAGGCGUUCACAGCUUGCCAAAGGCGCUGCUGCUUCUUUAUUGUCCUCUGCAAGUAAGUGCACAAACUUACUAUGCUAUUUUUGAAGUUUAUUCAGCUGUCUUGAAUUUAGAAACAUUUACUUCCUUGUUAUUUAAAUAUUCCUUGUCUUUGAAUUUUAAUUACAGGUCAUUAUAAUAUUACAGCUUAUUGUUUCAGAGGCAUAUUUGACAUUUUCUUAAUCUUAGGGGACUUCAUAGCUUUGUGGUUGGAUACCUUUUUUUACUCAAUGAAAAGUUUCAGUGCCACUUUGGAGAUUUCCUUGCAGUUUUGAGGUUUGAAUUUUUUUCUAUAAUUUUUUCCCACCACAGAACAUCACAAUCAAAAGUAUGAGAGAAAACGAAACUACUCUGUAACGUCCACUCCAAAGAUUUCAUCAAGAAGUGCUGCUGAAAACAGGGUUGGUCAGUCUGAUGGUCCAAGGAAGAAGCGAGCUGCAGCCAUAAGUGCUGGUAAGAAAACAGAUAUCAGUAAUUAAAACAGUCAUUGUGUAGUAUAAACCUGAAAAAAUCUGGAGUAAGCAGGAGAGGCCUUAAAAAUGCAAUUAGGGAAACCUCAGGGUGCACCAAAACCUAAGUCCGAUUGUCCCGGACAGAUAGAAAUUUAGUUCGGACAUGUAAACCUUUGACAUGACUUGUCAGGGGUACAAGCUCAUUUUUAUUAAGAAAAAACACAAGACCAGUUGAAAAUUGACUUCAAAUUCCAGUAGAGUUAUAAUUUAUUUAUCUUGUUGGUCGUAAAAGCAAACCUCAUGCUGGACGAAAGAAGGUUAAUUAUUCCUUUUAACUUCGCCAUUCUGUGGCCAUUUCUUUUGUUUUUACCAGCUCCAUCUGGCUUUAGUAACCAGGCCUUUCAAGAUGUUAGUCAUUCCUGCUAUAAAGAUUGUGCAUGAUAUUUAUUUAGGUUUAAGCCAAGAACAAUUUACAAGGCUAAUAAUGCGAUUAAAAAUAUUACAUGCCUGAUUGUUUGUGAGUUUUUAGUUUUGAGCAAAGUGUUUUGAACAAGAACUUUUGGGUUUCGGACAACAAAAUUUGAUGUAAUGCUUGUCCGAAGGACAAGUGGAUAAGAAAAUCAUUGUCAUACUCUGAAACGUGUGUGUUUUAUUUCAGUAGUUUCAAUAUCCUAAAUAUUGUGGUCUAAUCAUUUCAGUCAUUUUAGUGUAAAAUUUCCUUUUCACAGUAGACAAACAAGAGGAGAGCAUAAGUUUAAAAUAGUUGUAGUCAAGUGUUUUAGACUUGAUAAUGCACAAACUAAGAGUAUACUUGCAACUUCAAAAACUUCUAAUGCCUAUCUAUUUGUUCUUAGCUAAGAAAAUUAAGUUUUAAAUGCUGCCAUGUCUAUAUCAGAUAUAAAUACAACCAUUGAUUUCCUUUUGUAUUUUCUUUUAUAAAAUUUAAAUGAGUUGUUUUCCAUCACCAAACUAACUCGGGGAUGACACUUGAGCUUUGCUUGUAUCUUUUCAUAAUCUCCUAUUUUAAAGGUUAAGUUUGCACGCCAGAAAGUAAAAAGGCGUUGAAACAAUUAUUGCAAAAAGGAUAGAUUAUCGAGUUAGUCAAGGUGGUUCUUACAGUCACCUCAUUGCUUUGGUCCUGAAGAAGACAAAAUGUUGUACAUCACUUUUUUGUAACAGACACCUUGCUCUCUUUCCUGUUUUGUAUAUACUUUUGUUGUGAUUUUUGUCUACUGAUCACCUAUUGGUUCUAAGAUGUUGUGCUAGAACCAAGUAUUAGCUCGUCAUAGUAGAAUAUUAUUAUUAUCUGAAGAAAGCAUUUUGGUGCCAGGUGACUUAUCAUUACUAAGUAAGUUAUUAUUUUAAUUCUCAUUCAGCUGCCCAGCUGCAGAAGCGUGCAAGGAGUUUGUCAUUGCCGACUGUGGGUUCUACCCCAUCUACUCCAACAUCCACUCCUAGCCCUACGCCAAACCUGACCCAGUCUUUGCCACCAAAUAGUUUAUCUUCAUUGUUAAAGAAGAAGAGAGGAAGCAAUGCAUUUGACAUUAACAACAUUGUCAUUCCUUACUCCAUGGCUUCAUCGACCAGAGUUGAGAAACUUCAAUACAAGGAGAUACCAACUCCAAGUUGGCGAGUCAAUGAUGUAGCUGAAGUCGAUGAUGUUAAGGUGGAGGUUGGUAUAUUGCUCUUUAUCAAUGACUACUUUGUAAGGUUGCACCAGUGAAUGGUUGAUGUCACUAUUGAAACCAGGCAGUUUAAUGUUUUUCUCUUGUGCUGUCACCCUAGUUCCUUACUAUCUCGUAUUGCUUGUAAAUUAUGUGGUUACUCACUUGUGAAAAGAAAUAUUGCUUGUGGUUUGCUGUCAGUAUGAAUGAAGGUACCACAGCCGUUUUAUGGCCCUCAAAUUUAAAUGCCAUUAACAGUAAGUUUUGGGAAACUUACCUCGAACUACCAAUAAUGUCCUUAAAAAUUUUAUUACCUUAUUCUUGCGGUCUGGUAAUCUCCACUAAAAUAUAAUCUGAAAUAAUCAGCACAUAAAAGCAACAACUACAACAUAAUUAUGUAACAAACAAGAGUAAUUUAGAGCAAAGCACAUGAGAAAAAACAAAGUAUUAUGAGGUGUUUAAGGCCUGACAAAAAAAGAGAAUUAGCUUUUCCCUGGAAUCCUGUGAAAUUAUCUGUUAGGUUGGGCAAUAGGUAGAGAGUUUUACUGUUUUCAGUCCAAACGUGUGUAAGGUCAUUCGUAACCAGUGCCAUUUUUUCCAGGUGGAAGAGCAAUGUGAAAAGGACAGCAGCGAGGAUACAUCAGAUGAGUUGUAUGUCUCUAGGCAUGCGUUUUGUGAGGAGCAUGAACGCAAACGGUUCUUAGGAAUUAUAAAGAAGAAAAGAAAACGAACAUCACGACAGAGCAGUGAAAUAAGCAAUCCUGAUCCACCAUCUCCGCUGACUUAUCCAGACAGUCAAGGAGGCACUCCCCCAGGAACACCUACAAUCACACCCACAGCAGGGGGGUCACUGCCUGUCACCCUUGCCUCUGCUCCCCCACCUCCCUCCACCUCAGCUUUGUCCCCUUCUGGCACUACCACACCCACUUCUGCCAUGCAUUCAUUUCAUCGCUCACUUUCAGACUCCAAGCUUGCACAUCGCAGAUCUUCUUCCACAGAUAGAUCAGAAAAAUCCGUUUUUGAUGAAGAACUCUGGCCACCAGUGCCACCAUGGCCAGAAAGAAAUUUUCCACUAUCAGACACUGAUUUUACAGCGCUCAAGCUUCCAACACCGCUGCCGACACCUGCUUCUUCAUUACCUGCUUCUCCUUCAGCAUCCUCUCCUGGUAGCCCCAUGUGCUCACCCCUGGCAAGUCCAGCUUCUGACGCCAGCAGCGAAAAGAAUGAGUGGACUGUCAAGCUCGUUACAGACCAGGGACCUGGUUCUGGCAGUGAUUCUGGUGGGCCUCCCAGAAAAGGAAUAGUUCUUAAAUUAGCAAAAAGAUAAAAGAGUUUGAAAAUGAAAAUUUGUGAAAGUAGGUUAAUGGUUUCCCAACCUGUCUGCUUUCUUUGGUUAUCAAGAAAGGGCACUGAUGAUAUUAUUUGUAAAUAAGUCCUGUUUAAUUGUGGUGUUCGUAAUUUUGUGUACUGGCGUAGUGAAGUUACUUGCACAUAUUAUUGGCAGGUUAAGAGAGACUGCUCCAUCAUGGAGUGGUGUUGUUUUGUUGUGAAGAGUUUAACUCUUAAUUCAUCAAUUCAGCGUGAUACCAGUUUAGUUAUUCUUUGCUGCCCUUUCUUGACGCAGGCGUAGUUGCGUGUUGAAUAGCCUGCGAGCAAACUCUCCAUUUGGAAGAGUUGGGAGAAGUUGCGCGAGUGCGAGAGGCGGCUUAGCUGUUCCCUCGCGCGUUCCCUCGCGACUUGCUUCGCCCUCCAUCACUGGAUAGCUUGCUCGCAGGCUACGUGUUGAACUACGGUGUUCUGAAAGUGUACAAGGUUUGACGUCAACAGAACACUGAGCGAUAUUACAGGAAUAACAAAAAGCACUUAAAAGAUUUGGAAAAAAAAGGGAUUAAAAGUAUAAUGCAUGAACAUUGUACGUAAGCAUUCUUUCAUCAAAGAGAGAGUUUCUUCAUGAGCCACGUUUGUAAAUAACCCAUGUAUCUGCGCUCAAAUAACACUUGUAUUUUAUGAGUUUUAACAUCGUGUAC
Porites evermanni is the source of this 13710-nucleotide messenger RNA. The record is from the annotation of a GenBank genome assembly. Lineage: Eukaryota; Metazoa; Cnidaria; Anthozoa; Scleractinia; Poritidae.